Molecule: messenger RNA, 1027 nt
Organism: Atta colombica
Lineage: Eukaryota; Metazoa; Arthropoda; Insecta; Hymenoptera; Formicidae
Exons: 3
Coding region: 1-939 (312 amino acids)
Source: RefSeq, a predicted model, not a curated record
AUGACGCAUACGCAUACGCAUGCACGCGUAUGCAGACGCAUACAGGGAAAGGUGCCCUCGCCGCGAUCCAGUCCGUGCGAGAGCUCGUCUAACAGCGAGAACGAGCUCCUCUCCCGCGAGGGCGCGAGGAGAACCAGGAGAACCAGGAGAACUGUGUCAAGGGCAGAGGCGACGCCGACGAGACGGCGCAGCCGAAACGAGACGGAGCGAAAUGAAACGACGAGAGUUUUACCUGCCCCUGGCACUAGCGUGGUAGACCCGCCGUGUUUGUUGACAGUCGUCGGCAUUUCAUCGUAUACCGCGGACGUGAUACCUCCUCGUGUGAUCGCUGCCGCAUGUGUGUCCGUCCAUCUGCCUUUAUCCGUGGUGCACGCCGGACGUGGUGUACGCGGAUGGACGUAUUCAUCACCGUACAACGCGAGUCUCGUCAUUCGCAUCGUGCUCAGCGAUAAGUUGGAUUACAGUGCGGAUAGGAGAGGAAGAAACGAUGACAACGGCUUGAAAGGGAGGCACCUUUCGUGUGUUUGCCUUCGCUCGACUGGAUCCGUUUCGACAGUGGCGAAUGUUCACGCGGAUACAUUCGACGAUUGUUAUCAUGCCUCGGACGUAGUCCCGUCGACUCCGACUGACAACUUUGUGUAUCCCGUGUAUAUACGUUUGUUGGGAAUCAAAGUCGAGUGUGUGUUCCCUCUUUCCCAGUACAUCCGUUGUCCCUCUUUACUACGAAUUGUGCCGGCAUUUUCUUUGUUGACAUCUACGUCAUCAUUAUCAUCGUCAAGGGGUGCUCCAGGUUACUUUUUGCGAAAUAUUAGACAACCGGUGCAUUGUUGUUGUUCUAUCGCGAUCGCCAAUCACGGAUCGGUAGCGAUGUCCCGCGAACAUGACGAACUGAACGGAACAGAUAGACACGAAUAUAUCCAGUUAUACCCCCAGAUGUAAUUUAUUAACAUCCCGAAAAAAUCAACUUGAUCAGCGUACACGACGAUAUACUCGCUCGUAACAUAGAGUGCCGAUAAAAAGAUCUUUC